ACCGCGAGCGGAGCCAUGGCGGCGCUGCUGCUGCUGGUGCUGGGCCUGGAUCCGGGGCCCGGGGCGGGCGGGGGUCGUCCUGGCGGCCUGGAGGAAGAGCUGGUGGCCGAGGCCAGUCACCGCCAGGACAGCGCCAACCUGCUGGUCUUCAUCCUCCUGCUGACCCUCACCAUCCUCACCAUCUGGCUCUUCAAGCACCGCCGCGCCCGCUUCCUCCACGAAACCGGGCUGGCCAUGAUCUAUGGAGUUCUGGUGGGCGUCAUCCUUCGCUACGGCAUCCACAUUCCCAGUGAUAUCAACAACGUAACCCUAAGCUGCCCAAUGCAAACGAGCCCAGCUACUUUGCUGGUCAACCUGAGUGGGAAGUUUUAUGAGUACACCCUGAAGGGGGAAAUCAGUUCCCACGAACUUAAUAAUGUUCAAGAUAAUGAAAUGCUGCGGAAGGUAACUUUUGAUCCUGAAGUAUUCUUCAAUAUCUUGCUCCCUCCCAUUAUAUUUUAUGCUGGAUAUAGCUUAAAACGGCGUCACUUCUUCCGAAACCUUGGAUCCAUUUUAGCAUAUGCAUUUCUUGGAACAGCAAUUUCCUGUUUUAUGAUAGGAUCCAUCAUGUACGGCUGUGUCGCGCUGAUGAAAGUGAUGGGGCAGCUUGGAGGAGACUUCUAUUUUACCGACUGCCUGUUUUUCGGGGCCAUCGCCUCCGCUACGGAUCCUGUGACGGUCCUCGCCAUAUUCCAUGAACUUCAAGUGGAUGUUGAGCUCUACGCCCUUCUCUUUGGAGAGAGUGUCCUCAACGAUGCGGUAGCCAUUGUGCUGUGUUCUUCAAUCGUUGCCUACCAGCCCGCCGGAGACAACAGCCACACUUUCGAUGUGACCGCCAUGUUCAAAUCCAUCGGGAUUUUCCUUGGGAUUUUCAGCGGAUCGUUCGCCAUGGGGGCUGCCACCGGUGUCGUCACCGCUCUGGUCACCAAGUUUACCAAACUUCACGAGUUCCACCUGCUGGAAACUGGCUUGUUUUUCCUGAUGUCCUGGAGUACGUUCCUGUUGGCCGAGGCGUGUGGUUUUACCGGUGUGGUGGCCGUUUUGUUCUGUGGCAUCACUCAAGCUCACUAUACCUACAACAACUUGUCCACAGAAUCGCAGCACAGGACAAAACAGUUGUUUGAGCUUCUCAACUUCCUGGCGGAGAAUUUCAUCUUCUCCUACAUGGGACUCACCCUGUUCACCUUCCAGAACCACGUCUUUAAUCCAACCUUUGUGGUUGGGGCUUUUCUGGCGGUAUUCCUGGGAAGAGCGGCAAACAUUUAUCCCCUCUCUUUCCUACUUAACCUGGGGAGGCGAAACAAGAUCGGAACAAACUUUCAACAUAUGAUGAUGUUUGCUGGCCUGCGGGGAGCCAUGGCGUUUGCCUUGGCCAUCCGGGACACAGCCACUUACGCGCGGCAGGUGAUGUUCAGUACGACUCUGCUGAUCGUCUUUUUCACCGUCUGGGUCUUCGGUGGUGGCACCACCACGAUGCUCUCGUGCCUGCACAUUCGGGUUGGUGUCGAUGCUGACCAAGAUAAUGUGGGCGGGCCAGAAAUCGAGGGGCGAAGCACCAGAGCCGAGAGCGCCUGGCUAUUCCGAGUCUGGUACAACUUCGACCAUAACUAUUUAAAGCCUCUCUUGACGCACAGCGGUCCCCCCCUCACCACCACGCUCCCCAGCUGCUGCGGACCCCUUGCAAGGUGUUUGACGAGUCCGCAGGCUUACGAGAAUCAAGAGCAACUGAAGGACGACGACUCAGAUCUGAUUCUGAACGAUGGAGACAUCAGUCUGACGUACGGGGAUUCCAGCGGGAACUCCGAUUCGUUGCCGUCGGGCGCCUCCAGGCGGGUGGCUGGAAACGGUUCCGAGGACAUGCUGGACCAGGAGCUGGCCUUCGGAGACCACGAACUGGUCAUCCGGGGGACACGCCUCGUUCUCCCCAUGGACGACUCCGAGCCUCCUUCCGGCAUGGUUGACAACGCUCGCCAUGGCCCGGCCUAAGAUCGGUUUCUUGAGACAACGGGGAGUCCGAGAAAGAGGAACCACAGGAACAAACGACAACAAAAAUAUCCGCAGAUGAUGGUGACGAAAACCUGGCUAUCGAUGACCCCAAAACCUACCGCAUGUCUCAGAACGUCUGAGCUGUAUAAAUACGAUUUAUUGAUACGGUGUCAGGAGAAACAUCCGCUAUCUGUGCAAAGGGAGCGAGCGGUUGAUUUUGUGCGUUUAGAGACAACCCUGGGAAAUCGAUGGGACUUGCACCAAAUAGCGGUGGAACUGUUUUAGAUACAGUUGGGCCACAGUUGGGAACGGAGGCCAGCUUUGCAACAACCCUUCCGGUUCUAUAGAGUGAUGUGGUGUUGUUGUUGUUUUUGGGUUGGAUUUUGACCAUCCAGUGCCCGUUUUGCUGAUGCCAGGGAAGGAAGGAAGGAGGGGCAAAGAUUUGAGCAGUGGGGAACUUUAGGCGAGGUGGCCAAGCUGCAGUUAGGCAGAAGAUCUAAGAAAAACUGAAGGGGAUUGCUUGAAGUCUUUAUUUUGAAGAACAUCUUCUGGAUGUUGGACGGAUGAUUUGGAGAGAGUUGUCCAGGGGGCUUCUGUUGUGGCCGCCUGGCUGUCCACACUGAAGGCAGAAUCAGCCAGAUGUUGGAUGCUGUGGACCUAACAAGCUUCUGACUUGGCAAGUUUUUGUGUGUGUGGACAGGUACAAUCUCCUUGGUUGUCCCGAUAGGCCAGAAGGUUUAUCCUCCGGACACCGAAGGUGGAUCAUUUUAUCAUUGUUUGGCUUUUAAUUUUUCUCUCGCCUUAUCUCAUCGCAUUAGGGUGAGGGACCGAAGGACGGGAGUACCGAAACAGCUACCGUUUUGUUAAUUUUCGUGCAGAGGAUUAGCACGCUGCUUCCGGAGCAGGUGGGAGGCACCCAGUUAGUUUUGAGCUUUCUAUUCUAGAAACCCCUGGGGGGGUGGGGUGGGGGCUGCAGAUUUUUUUUUUAAUGGGUGCACAUCUGCAAACACAAAAAAAGAAACAGCUGGAACAGUAGCACUUGGGACUGUUCAAAAAAAAACGCAGGUAGAGAUUCUACAGGGUUUUUGGGUUUGUUUUUUUUAAAGAUACUUGGAACAUCCGUCCAUUUGUAUAGUUGCACUGUUUGGUAUUGGUUGCACGAUAAUGCGUGUGUGUGUGUGUCUAUAAUGGGGGGGGGGGAGAUUUUUGUCUCAUCGUUUACAAAUCAGUGAGAAAAAUGCCGAUAAGGCUUAUUUCUUGGCCUUAUUUUUUUUUUCCUUUGCCUACGAAAGAGCUCUGAACCACCUACUGAUUUUUACAUUCAGUUUAUUCAGAUUUUUUUUUUCUUCCUUCUAACUUUCUGCUUCCGUCGUUUUGAGGAUUUUCAUUGCAUCUUUUCCAGGCACACCGGCAGAUCUGGUAACGGUUGCCGGCUGAACCUCAUCGCUUUCUUCUUUAGCAGAAAACACACACACAGCCAACUCUCGCGUUAGAAUUUCGAAAGAACUUUUUAAAUGCCCUGCUUUAUUCUAGUGACUUAACGGUCCCUGCUUUUUAAUCCCAUUUUAAAAACGGGUUUCGUUUCGAUCCUUCUUUUAGAUUAGCACGACCCGCGAGCAGCAGUAGAGUUUAGCUCCUCCGUCAAUCAAUCACCAGAGAAAUCUCUCAUCCUAAAAUAAACGUCGUGCAGCUAGGCAUGCUUUCCUCUAACCAAAGGAGGAAAAACACGCUCCAAAAAUUGUGGAAUGUUGUGACCAUUUUGUGCCCUGGAAGCAGGCUAUUUUAUUAUUUUAUUUUAUUUUUUCAUUUUCUUUAAUGAGAACAUUUGGGCUAAGAUUUAUGGAAGAGAAAAACCGAGUUGCUUCAUCCUUUUAAACCUUUAAAGAUUGGCUGUGCUGGACUUUUGCCUCCAAGUCCUUCUUCUGGUCCAGCAAGAAAUCAAUUCCAUUUCAGCCAUGAAAACAGAUUAACUUUUCGUUUUCCAAAAGUUCCACGUCUGAAUUAACUUUCUUCAAGUCUCCUUCAGAACAAUUUUGAGGACUUGCCUGCUCCUUUCCUCUUAGUUCCAUUCUGCUUUCACCGGCUCCCACCCAUCUUGAGUCACCCCAAUUCUGUAGUGACACCCCAUUCUUGAGAAGUAUAAAGCUUCACUGCACUGGAAAAUAAGAUUUUUUUCCCCCCUUCUCCUCUCUUUUAGGUCUUUUAUUAUUAUUUUUUUUCCUGCUAUGCAGGAACGUCAUUAAAUAUAUGUGAAUGCAUGUUGUGCUUCUAUAUAAUGUCUGUAUCUUAAUGUCCGAUGUUAAAAUAAUAAUAAUUAAUAGUACUAUUGCUAAUAAUAAUAAUAUGAGAAAUGUUCGUGUGAUAACUCUUCGGUUUCAAAUGUUUCUAAGCAACAGCUAAUGAUCUUGUGUAGCCUGAUUAGUCACGGAGUUUGCAGACUUCUGUAUCAGAAAAUGUAGAAUUUUGUCAAGGAGACAUACAGUGGAUUCCCUCUUCUGCUCCGUCCUCUCCAAUUUGGAAGAUUUGCACACUUUUCUACACUUAAGUUUCUUUUCUUUCUUUUUUGUAAAUCCUGACUAAAGACACCUUGCGUCCUCCAGAUGUUGUGGAACUACAGUUCCCAGCAGCCUCAAAUGUCACGGCCAAGAGGGUGGCAUGCUGGGAAUUAGAGUCCUCCAACAUCGGCAAGGUUGAAGGUUGUGCCCAUCCUGUUACGUGUACUUCAACAAACAUCUGGAAAGCCCCAUAUGGUCCCGCUUGAGACCUUUGCCCAGACCAAAAGUAAAACAAGAUCCUUGGCAAUUUUCGGUUGUGUGUCUAAAUUUGAUGUCUUAUCGGCAUGUAAUCAAUUAAAAGUGGAGCUGAGAAGUUUAGGGAGAUCCUAGAUCCCAAGGGAAUCCACAUUUCUUCAGUUCUGCUUUGCUGCCUUUAAACUGGACAAAAGAGGGAAAUGUCCCCACGCCCAACUCCGUGGUUGUGCGUCCUUUAUCCUCAAGUGCAGUUGUGCAGCACCAGACUAUUCCCGUAAAACUAUUCACCUCACACGUUUUCUUAUUUAUUUAAAGCAGCAACUUGCUAAAGUGCGUUGAGAGAGGACUUGUGAUGUAACCGUAGGUUUCCGUGCCUCUUGGUUAGAAACCUGGCAUAGACCUCUUGGUUUCAAGAGACAAGGCGAUGGUUCUUGGUGGUCCCUUGGAGAGGACAUCCUUGUAACAUCUUCUUGAGAAGGUGUCCUCCUAACGGGAACCCCUUGAAUGCAUCUUUCCUGAAACCUACAUUUAAGAAUGAAGGUUUGUUACAAGUUCUUUUGGGGAAAAGCAACCUGAUCUUCAGACAAACCCACCAACCAACCAACCUUCUGAGGCUGAAAUCCUGCAUCUUUGAGAAUUUCUCUUUCUAAAUGUAAUAAUAAUACACUCCAAACUUGUGCAAGUUUGCCGUUAAGACAUAAUAAUAACCGCUGCACCACUCCAGACUUGGAAUGCCUGGGAUAGUUUUCAACUGCUGAUUGAGUUAAUACUCUCCUAUUGGGAGGUGGAUCCCAGGUUUCUUGGCCAGUCAGUAAUCGGGAACCCUUCAACGCUGGAACCUUCAGAUCCCCACUGCGGUUCCUCCAGGAUUAACCAUGAUCUGCCACAGAUUGAACAUGACGUUGAUAAGUGUUGUGUUUCUUUGAUGCCGCAAGAAAAGCAAUUCCCUUGUGCUUAAUUUCUCCGGGGCCCAGUUCUUAACACGACCUCCAAAAACAGCAGUGGGGAUUUAUAAGUUUGUGACUCCAACUGUGGGUUUAAAAUCAGUUAAACCCUCAAAAUACGCUUUUUUCUCUCCUGUAAAGAUUCAACUUCUGCAUCGGUGACGUCGUACUUUCAAGUUCUAGUGUUCUCUACUUAACUGUUGAAUUGUCUCUUUUUAUGGUAUUGACUGCUGUAGUUGUGGCAUUCUUUGUAACGAUAACCCUUAAGCAUAAUAAUUGCACCUUUCUUUUCGGUUGAUGAUAACUCAAGUCUUUUAUUGUUACUUGCACUGUGAAAGAAAUCAUGGGCCUAUAAAAUAAGUUUCUUCAAAUCGGAUGCGUCUGCGUGGUUUUUCACUCCACACGAACAUGUGUUUUUAAAAGUGAUUUAUUCCUCGAUCGGUGGACUUGGUUACUGUUGUUUUUUUAAAGUCACGUUGUGUCUUGCAGCUAUAAAUCACACACCACCGAAAAAAGAAAGAUGUGCCAAGUGGAAAUGGAAGCUGCAUCAAGAUUCUGUACAAUAACUUAGCGUAACGUAAUUAUAAAUAAAUAAAACGGCCUCUUUGUCGA
Molecule: messenger RNA, 6331 nt
Organism: Pantherophis guttatus
Lineage: Eukaryota; Metazoa; Chordata; Lepidosauria; Squamata; Colubridae
Gene: SLC9A6
Product: solute carrier family 9 member A6
Biological process (GO): potassium ion transmembrane transport; sodium ion import across plasma membrane; regulation of intracellular pH
Cellular component (GO): plasma membrane; recycling endosome
Molecular function (GO): potassium:proton antiporter activity; sodium:proton antiporter activity
Source: RefSeq, a predicted model, not a curated record